CUUUUCAAAUAGCGCGAUCUCUCCACAGUCCGACCAGUGCACGAAGUGAACCCACCAGAAGUUCCUCUGCGUCAGAGGAGGAGGAGGAGGAGCGGCCAAAGGAGGGAUCUUUUUGGAGUCGACAUGAUCGGUCGCAUCCGGAAUGGCUCGUUCGGUUUUGGUUGAGGAGGAAUCGGAUCGAUUGACUGAAAGGAACCAUAAAAGUUCGCUUCUUGGCUUCUCCUCUUCCUCUGACGCCCUUCGAAAUGGAGUUUGAAGUGAUCCGGGGGCUGGUCCAUGCAUGAAGGGCUACAGCGAAAGUGCUUCUUUCUGAUGAGCAAGUCUCCAUUGGCAGAACGUAGCACCGAAAUAUAUCUGGGGACAUCUCCUUUGGCAUUUACUUAGCACCUUUUCUAGUUGAAGCAUUCACUAUAAGCAAAUUAGGAUUUGAAGGACUUUUCAGAAUAGGUAUAUGUAUGGUUACUCUCCUGUAGGGCAAAUCUCCUUUGGCAGAAAGUCCUUUCCGGCAAUUCUCCCUUGGCAAGAAAUAGUUUUCUGCAGUUGGGCAAUUCUCCUUUGGCAUCUGAUUGACAGUUUUUAGCUCUCUCGGGCAAAUCUCCUUUGGCAAGUGGUUGUGUCACUUCAUUUGCUUGGAAAUAUCUCCUCUAGCUGCUGAUUCAACAACUUUCUUAAGUUACUGGGCAAAUCCCCUUUGGCAAUAGAAUUGGUUGCAGUGAAGCUCCUGCAUCAAUUUAUCUACCUCUUUUUCAGCCAUUAGCUUUCUGGCUUAAGAAUCUCUUUUAGUUGAUAUCAUUCAUUGAAGAUCAAAACAUAUUCACAAUUUUUGGGUACUUGGUUAUCAACCUUGGUUUGUGAAGGAGAACAAAGUAAAAGGUACUUGAAACUAUGGAUGUACUUGUCAUAGACUCAGAUAGUGAAAUCUAUUCCGAAAUCAGUGACAGUGAAGACUUAGAUGAAAGUGAAUCAACAUAUGGGGGACACGCUCAGAUUAUCCUGUCGAGCCUCGAUGAGAGUAUUGAUAAAAUUGAUGAUUUCCUUACGUUUGAAAGAGGCUUUGUUCAUGGUGAUGCUGUCUGUUAUAUAACAGAUCCCUCAGGGCAGUUGGGUCGGGUUGUGGAUGUUGAUAUGGUUGUAGAAUUGGAGACAAUUUCUGGUGGAUUGAUCAAGGAAAUAAACAGCAAAAGACUUAACAGGUUCAGAUCAUUUGAUAUUGGUGAUUAUGUAGCCCAUGGUCCAUGGAUUGGAAGGGUUGAGCAAGUAUUUGAUAUGGUUACUGUUCUCUUUGAUGGCGGGGAAAAGAAUGAAAUUUUAGUCAGAGAUUCUGUUGAUUUGGUUCCUCUCUCUCCAAGACUUGAAGAUUCACCAUUUGAGUACUAUCCAGGACAACGUGUAAAGGUCAAAAUUCCACAUGAUUCAAAAUUUCCAUUGUGGUUGUGUGGUUUAAAGGAGAACCAAGAGGAAGGCACUGUCUUCCAAGUGGAAGUAGGACUAAUGUGUGUUAAUUGGAUUUGUUCUGUCAUUAUUGGACAGAACAUUCUUUCAUCAACUCCGGCUCGUUUCCAAUCUCCGAAUGAUCUCACUCUCUUAUCAUAUUUUUUGCAUGCUAAUUGGCAAAUUGGGGAUUGGUGUAAACUUCCAUUUGAUUAUACCCAAAAUCUUCAAGAGAGUGCAGAAGCUAAACAACCUCUCCAAAUAGCACCAAUAUAUUCCAUGGAAAUGCAGAAGAAAAUCGAAAUGAGAAGUCAAGAGAUUUACUUGAUCACAAAAACAAAAAGGAAAGUUGACAUCUUGUGGCAAAAUGGAGAAAAAUCUGUUGGUAUAGAUCCACAAAUGUUGUCACCUGUAAACAAUAUAUGUGAUCAUGAUUUUUGGCCAGAACAGUUUGUGAUGGAGAAGUUGACACCAGAAGAUGUUUGUGCUCCAAGGAUCCAAAGGUUUGGCAUUGUAAAAAGUGUGGACUCAUAUGAGUGUACAGUUAAGGUAGAAUGGAUAGUACCUGAGGUUAAACAAACAGUUGAUUGCAUUCGUGGAUCCACCGAAGAGAUGGUGAGUUCUUAUGAACUGAUUGAACAUCCAGAUUUCUCAUAUUGCAUUGGUGACAUUGUGGUUAGAUAUAUUUCUCAUGUUGAGAUGGUGAAUGAAAAUCUUAGAGAUAUGCAGUGCAAAGACCUGGUAGCUAGGCAAAGCAAUUACCCAGGAAACAAUUCUUUAGCAUGUGAAGAAACUCUUGGACAGCACACCGAUGAUAGCCAUAGAGAUUUUUUUCAAAGUUGCUUAUCAUGCAUAGGAACUGUUAUUGGUUACAAAGAUGGAUGUGUUGAAGUGAGAUGGGCUAGUGGUUAUGUCUCCAAGGUUCCACCAUAUGAAAUUUUUGGACUGGAUAAGAUUUCAACUCCUGCAACGCUGUCAUCUAAUGAGGAAUCUUCUUCUUCAACUAUCAGCAAGGGUACUGCUGAUCAGCAGAAACUACUAUCAAACAAGACGGAAAUGAUUUUUGAGAAUGAAGAUUGUGCAACAAAGUCAUUGAAAUCUGUCAAGUGUUUGUUUCCUGGGGCGGCAGUUGGGUUUCUAACACAUGCUGCCAGAAAUUUCUUUAGCUUUUCGGGUUCAGAUUCUCUGGGUGUCUCAAGCGGAGAAGACUAUCAAUGCCAACUUUCGAAUAAAGAACUUCAAUUUGACCUAAAAAAGAGUCAAAUGGAAGUUCUGGCUCAAGAAGCAGGACCGUCCAAACAGAAUGACGAACUAAGUAUUUUACCUGGAGAAGUUAGACCAAUGGACUUCAACAAAUUUGAUAUGGUCAAUGAUUUCUCUGAUCAUCAUUUUAACAAUGGAAUUGGCAAUGGUUCAAUGCUGUCCCAGGCUAAAAGAGGCUGGUGCAAGAAAGUACAGCAAGAAUGGAAUAUCCUCAAAAAGGAUUUGCCAGAUACUAUCUUCGUUAGGGUUUAUGAGGAAAGAAUGGAUCUUUUGAGAGCAGUCAUUGUUGGAGCCCCUGGAACUCCAUAUCACGAUGGACUAUUCUUCUUUGAUAUUUUCUUCCCUCCAGAUUAUCCUCAUGACCCCCCUGCUGUUCACUAUAAGUCCUGUGGCCUGAGGUUAAACCCCAACUUGUAUGAAUCAGGAAAGGUUUGUCUGAGCCUUCUGAAUACAUGGACGGGUACAGGUACCGAAGUGUGGAAUCCUGAAAACUCCACCAUUCUUCAAGUUCUGCUAUCCCUUCAGGCCCUCGUCCUGAAUGAGAAACCAUAUUUCAACGAGGCUGGAUACGAUGAAGAGAUUGGAAAAGUCGGGGCCGAGAAAAACUCAAUCACAUACAACGAGAACGCAUUCCUGCAGUCAUGCAAGUCGAUGCUAUACACGCUGCGCAGGCCACCUAAGCAUUUCAAAGCAUUUGUAGAAGAGCACUUUGCUAAAAGAUCACAUCAAAUCCUUAUUGCUUGCAAGGCAUAUCUAGAAGGCGCGGAGGUUGGACAUGCUUUCGAUCGGGAAAUGGUGUCUGAAGGUCGCAGAAGUUGCUCCACUGGGUUUAAGAUCAUGCUUGCUAAACUUCUCCCAGAACUCGUAUCCGCCUUCGGUGAAAUGGGGACCGAUUGCACUCCCUUCCUCAACCAAGGGAAUGAAUGACCCAAGAGAGGAUUUCGAAUAGCUUGGUGUUCUUGUAAUUAAGUUUCAGUGAUGUGUCUCGACGACUUGUAGUGUUAUGUUGCCGCUGCAACUCGUACAAUCUUGUAAUAUAUUGUGGUGUUGGCUAAAUGUGCUGGACUUCCGUUGGUAAUUGCUUUGUUUAGU
Molecule: messenger RNA, 3786 nt
Organism: Zingiber officinale
Lineage: Eukaryota; Viridiplantae; Streptophyta; Magnoliopsida; Zingiberales; Zingiberaceae
Product: probable ubiquitin-conjugating enzyme E2 24
Exons: 10
Coding region: 886-3621 (911 amino acids)
Source: RefSeq, a predicted model, not a curated record